Messenger RNA from Ctenocephalides felis (cat flea), 1545 nucleotides. RefSeq names its product thioredoxin domain-containing protein 5 homolog. The record is from RefSeq and is a predicted model, not a curated record. Bases 158 to 1324 code for a protein of 388 amino acids. The transcript has 8 exons. Gene Ontology annotation, biological process: protein folding. Gene Ontology annotation, cellular component: endoplasmic reticulum. Gene Ontology annotation, molecular function: protein disulfide isomerase activity. NCBI's taxonomy places the organism in Eukaryota, Metazoa, Arthropoda, Insecta, Siphonaptera, Pulicidae.
CAUGACACUCGACAAAUGAACAGUAGUGUAUGGACAUUAGGUUAGAAAACGUUUAACCGUGUUGGUUUCUAGUCGUGAUACUGUGUUAAUUAAUAGAGUAUUCUGUAUCUAUUACCAUAGUGUUUUGUUUGUUUAAAUAGUUUUUAAAGAUAACAAAAUGAACUUAAUUAUACUUUUCGGCCUGUGUUUUGUUACGUUUUGUACGGGACAUGAGGAAAGCCCUUACACAUUCCAAUAUACGAAAGAGAACUUUCAAGAGGGAGUUGGAAAAAAUAACCAUUUCAUCAUGUUUUAUGCACCCUGGUGCGGUUACUGCCAAAAAUUGGCGCCCACAUGGAACCAGUUAGCCGAGAUGUUAAAUUCAGAUGAGCAUUCAAGAGUCACCAUUGCCAAAGUUGAUUGUACGACUGAUAAUGAAGUUUGCUCUCAACAUGAUGUUACAGGCUACCCUACCCUGUUAUUCUUCAAAUUGGACACUGAAGAACCUGUGAAGUUCAAAGGAACUCGAGAUUUACCAACUCUCACAGCUUUUAUUAAUGAACAAAUCGGUGCCAAUGAACCUUUGGAUGUUGAAUCGAUUCCACAUAUUCCUGAUGCUGUCAAUGGUCUAGUCGAAUUGACAGAAGAUACGUUUGCAGAUCAUGUCAGAGAAGGGCAGCAUUUUGUGAAGUUUUAUGCACCAUGGUGUGGUCACUGCCAGAGUCUUGCCCCAGUUUGGGAAAAACUAGCGAGUACUUUUGAACAUGAAGACUCUGUAAGCAUUGCUAAAAUUGACUGCACUCAACAUCGCCCAAUUUGCACACAAUUUGAAGUAAAAGGAUAUCCUACCUUAUUAUGGAUAGAGGAUGGCAAAAAGGUGGAAAAAUACUCUGGACAAAGGAAUCACGAAGAAUUAAAGGCUUAUGUUGAGAAGAAACAUGGUGCUUCACAAAUUGAUGAUGAAGAUAGAGAUGAUAAUCGCAUUCCAGACACUAAUGAAGAAGAAGGUGUCUUUAAUCUUGUGGGAUCAAACUUUGAACAAGGCAUUUCAAAGGGUGUGACUUUCGUCAAAUUUUUUGCACCAUGGUGUGGACAUUGUAAAAGGUUAGCACCUACUUGGGAUGACUUAGCUAAAAAGGUUGUCGGUUCAACUAACAUUAACGUAGCUAAAGUUGACUGCACUUUAGAGGACAACAAGGAAUUGUGUUCUCUUCAAGCUGUUGACGGUUUCCCUACUCUAUAUUUGUACAAGGAUGGGCAAAAAUUAUCCGAAUACAAUGGAUCACGGUCAUUAGAUGAUCUCUACGAAUUUUUAAUGUCACAUGUAGUACAUGAUGAGUUGUAAUUAAAAUUGUGAUAGUUUUAAUUUAGGUUUAUAUGUAAUUUUAAUUGUAUUAGAAUAUUUCUUCAGAUAACACUACAACAGAGACUGAGCCAUGACUGGAUAUUUACAAUUAUUUACAAUGCAUCAUAUUAUUCCUUUUUUUAAAAAUUUUUACAGUGUAUUGAUAAUACAACAAUAAAUCUAAUUCAGAUGCAGAUGAUGCUGUUUCUGAACUCAUUUGG